AUGAUCAUCACCAACCAUGGGAAAGGUCAACGACAGAUCAGUCCGUAUCCGACUUAUGAGCUGACUAGAAAAUGCCUUCUUUGCCAGACCUUGAUCAAGGACAGCUCAUUUCAAGCCUUGGUCCAGAACGAGAAUGGUAUUUUUGCCAGCAAAGUCGCAGCUUAUCCGGGCUUUGAAGGCAUUGACAUCCAUGCCUCCAAUGGACUGCCCAAUGCGGAACGUGUCAUGAUAUCCCUGCGACCACUGCAUGCUUUCCGCCGAUACCAUCGCAAGGCCCAACCGUCGUUUUGUAUGCAUGAUCUCUGCUGGAAAGUGGCUGGACAUGCUGCAUCUCUCGAGACAUGGUAUGCGAUGAUCAGUUCUCAACAGAGCCGCACUCUAUCUAUCCCAGAUACAAUGCUAUAUCAACCAGACACGCUGGAGAUGGCCUUUCAAAUAUUCGAUUUAUCGACACCACCUCUUGACAAAAGUUUGAUUUCUAUUCGGAGAUUACCAAUCGAACUCAGACUCCGUAUUUGGGAAUAUCUGGAUGAGAAAUCUUGGCUGGCAAGGGGCUUUAUCGCUAUCUACCGGAGCACAGAGGUUAACUGUGAGCAUCUGGGAGUUCCGUACCUCAGCUGCAUCCAUGUAGGCUCCACGGCCUCUUGUAGCAGCGGACAGAUUGAAGUACUGGCUGAAGUGAGCACAAUCGAAACAGCCAGCACCAAUUAUGGCGCCGAACAUCAAUGGAAACGGUUCAUCCAGAAUACAAAUUCGUCUAAAACGAUUCAUUUCAGUGGAAAGGAUCAAAUCGAGAAUACUGCCUUUGGUGGUAUAGGAAACAAGUAUGCCAAUGACAACAACACUGACGACUUUGGCCAUGACUGUAUGUGGAAUCCUGCUCUUCCAAGAGGUCAUAUCUAUCCCAAGGACAGCUACUUUUCGCAUGACGAGUGGGAUAGAGGCUAUAGAUAUAGUACGGUUUCGGGGUUCAUGCGAUAUGUUCCGUUCUUGAAGAAAGAUCAUCGGCUGUACAGCAUUACGACUUUUACGUUUACGAACUACCGUGUCGAAGGCUUCGAGUGUGUGUUUCAACGCAUUGAUGAUCCAUCUCGAUUUGUCAUCGAGUUAAUUGGAAAACGCAAUGAGUUCCCUUGCUAUCUUCGACUGAUGGAAGAUGAAGUUAUCAGCCACGUUUGGAUUGUUCGCGAGACUGAAGAAUGGGCAGGUCUGCAGGAGGAAUUCUAUCCUACACAGCUAGGCCUGAUUGUACGGCUUCCUUCUGUUUAUAUCUUUUAUUUCAUUGACCGAGUCAGUGGCAUCUACUACGACAGCACGUCCAGCCUCGGCGUGACUUACUCUGGCCAACCAUCGAAUCAUGCUGGCAUCCCAGAUCCUGACCCGCGAAUCCUUGGAAGCCUGAAACUUGGCACUAUUCAAACCUUUAUCUCAAUGCACGAUAUCGAACAGAUUGAGGGCUGGCAUACCAACGACAGAUGCAUGGAAUUGCGGGUGAUAUUUGCAGAUGGGCGCCAGGAUGCACUCGGUCGUUGGGAUGAUCCUCCGGCAGACUAUAGCCAGAAGACAGUGAUGUUCAUCAAGGGCGACCACCAUUCUUUCGAUGGGAUUGAAAUCCCGAUAAAAGAUUUGGAAAUGAAACAUACUGAGCUAUUGCCACGGUCUUAUGCCAGUGGAAUUCGGAUUGGGGAUACUAGCGUCGGAGAGAUGACAGACGAGGGCAGUCGCUAUUGCCAGGAUGACUAUCUGUACUGGGAGUACAAUCGAGAUCUUGAUUCUCUCUUUUUGACCAGUCAACGUAUAUAG
Aspergillus wentii DTO 134E9 is the source of this 1803-nucleotide messenger RNA. RefSeq lists its product as uncharacterized. NCBI's taxonomy places the organism in Eukaryota, Fungi, Ascomycota, Eurotiomycetes, Eurotiales, Aspergillaceae. Bases 1 to 1803 code for a protein of 600 amino acids. The transcript is spliced from 7 exons. The record is from RefSeq and is a predicted model, not a curated record.